AUGCACCGAGGUAUAGACGCUGAAUACGAUGUGGUCGGGCUUAACGCCCUUCAAGAGAUAUUCUUCACCCAGAUCUGCUCUACUGUCGAAACCUUCGGUAGCGCACAUAUAUUCGAUGAACAUGUGUUCGAUUCCUUUCACGGCGAUAUGUAUCCGGUUGAGAUUAAUUUGCUUGCUGAAGGUCUCCCUGAUGGCGGACGCAUAUUCUCUCUCCACGGUGUUCGAUAUUUCUUUCGAGUUCUCCCAGAAGCAUCGUUCGGGUGA
Messenger RNA from Stereum hirsutum FP-91666 SS1, 264 nucleotides. RefSeq lists its product as uncharacterized. The transcript has 3 exons. NCBI's taxonomy places the organism in Eukaryota, Fungi, Basidiomycota, Agaricomycetes, Russulales, Stereaceae. The coding region runs from base 1 to 264 and encodes 87 amino acids. The record is from RefSeq and is a predicted model, not a curated record.